Psylliodes chrysocephalus is the source of this 342-nucleotide messenger RNA. The record is from the annotation of a GenBank genome assembly. NCBI's taxonomy places the organism in Eukaryota, Metazoa, Arthropoda, Insecta, Coleoptera, Chrysomelidae.
AUGCAACAGAUUUUAGGUUGCAUUCUAAGUUACCCCGGUGUAACUAGAUGGAACUCCAGUUAUGAUGAUGUAAAAAAAAAUUUGUCUUUAAAGGAAAAGAUGCCAGCACUUUGCGAUGCACUUUUGCUACCCAAUUUUACUGAAAGUGAAAUAUUAUUUUUGACAGAAUAUACUAUAAUUAUGAAACCUAUUGCAGAGACUCUUGACUUUCUGCAAGGCAAACAAAAUACAUAUAUUAUGGAUACUUUCUUCCCAGUAUUGUAUCAAUGCACACAAAACUUGAGAAAAUUAAAUUGUCUGGUACAAUCACACAGCUAUCUAAGUCCUUGGAUUACAUUUUGA